ACUGAUCGCCAUAUUUACUUCGACAGAGUAAAGAAAAACUCGAUACUCGUCAAGAAAAACGAAUUUUUAUCAUUAUUUUAAGCUUGGAAUUUUUAACUGAAUAGCUCGACAAGAUGCCUCCCAAGAAGAAGAGCGGGAAAAAGAAGGGAAAAAAGAAGUCAGCGAAGUCAAAGACACCCACCAUCGUAGAUGGUAUAAGCACCGAAGAAAUGUCCAAGGAACAGCUUGAGGAACACAUUGUUAGGUUAAGAGAAGAAUUAGACCGAGAGAGAGAAGAAAGAAACUAUUUCCAACUAGAGCGGGACAAAGUGAACACAUUUUGGGAAAUCACUAAGAGGCAACAUGAAGAAACAAAAGCAGAGCUUAGGAACAAGGACAGGGAGAUGGAGGAGGCUGAGGAAAGACAUCAAGUAGAGAUCAAAGUCUAUAAACAAAAAGUGAAACAUCUUCUCUAUGAACACCAAAAUAAUAUUGCAGAACUCAAAGCAGAAGCUUCUGUUGCAAUUAAACUGGCGCAGGAUGAUCAUAGGACCUCAGAACAAGACUUGAGGAAAGAUAAGAGAUCAUUGAAGGUUGAAUUGAAAGAACAAGAACUGUCACAUGAAGAUGUUGUGAAGAACCUUAAGAGAAAACAUGACGAACAUGUUACAAAACUGAGACAAGAUUUUGAACGUCAAGUCAAAGAAAUCGAAGCCAAAUAUGAUAAGAAGAUGAAAGCACUACGAGAAGAACUUGAAUUGAGAAGAAAGACAGAAAUCCACGAGAUUGAAGAGCGUAAGAAUGGUCAGAUUAACACACUCAUGAAGAACCAUGAAAAAGCCUUCAGUGAUAUUAAGAACUAUUAUAAUGAUAUUACACUGAAUAACCUAGCCCUGAUCAACUCAUUGAAGGAACAAGUUGAAGAAAUGAAAAAGAAGGAAGAAAGAAUGGAAAAACAAAUGAAUGAAAUCAUGGCGGAGAAUAAACGUCUGACCGAACCUUUACAAAAAGCGAGAGAGGAAGUAGAAGAACUACGAAAACAGCUUUCAAACUAUGAAAAAGACAAAGCUUCUCUAGCUAGCGCAAAGGCAAGACUAAAAGUACAAGAGGAGGAGUUAAAAAGCUUGCACUGGGAACACGAGGUCUUACAACAGAGAUUCGCACAGACUCAGAGCGAGAGGGAUGAAUUGUAUGGGAAAUUCGUCAAAGCCAUCCAUGAGGUUCAACAGAAGAGUAACUUUAAAAACUUACUUCUUGAGAAAAAAYUGUCUGCCUUGGCAGAUACGCUGGAAAAGAAGGAAGCACAACUCAAUGAAGUCUUGUCGGCAUCCAACUUGGAUCCUACAGCUCUUACUGUUGUUACAAGAAAACUAGAGGACGUGUUGGAUUCAAAGAACAGUGCAAUAAAGGACCUUCAGUACGAGCUUGCACGUGUCUGUAAGGCACACAACGACUUAAUCCGAACUUACGAAGCCAAACUGAGCUCAUUUGGUGUUCCUACUGAAGAACUGGGCUUCAGGCCACUCGAAAGUAAUGUUGGGGGACAGCAACUCGGCAAAGGUCCCGCGGGACUUGUAGCGGCUCCAACUUAGAAAUACCUGACUCAUGACAGCUUAUCCAUCAAAAUUGUAAUAACGCUUGUAAAUAGUAUCUUAUUUCGACAAUAAAACUCAAUCUACAAUCGAA
Molecule: messenger RNA, 1665 nt
Organism: Actinia tenebrosa (Australian red waratah sea anemone)
Lineage: Eukaryota; Metazoa; Cnidaria; Anthozoa; Actiniaria; Actiniidae
Product: dynein regulatory complex subunit 4
Biological process (GO): cell motility
Cellular component (GO): motile cilium; microtubule; Golgi apparatus
Molecular function (GO): microtubule binding; small GTPase binding
Source: RefSeq, a predicted model, not a curated record